This is a messenger RNA of Pseudophryne corroboree (corroboree frog), 5726 nucleotides long. It is a transcript of the gene SCAMP1, whose product is annotated as secretory carrier membrane protein 1. The coding region runs from base 152 to 1174 and encodes 340 amino acids. The record is from RefSeq and is a predicted model, not a curated record. NCBI's taxonomy places the organism in Eukaryota, Metazoa, Chordata, Amphibia, Anura, Myobatrachidae. Gene Ontology annotation, cellular component: recycling endosome membrane; trans-Golgi network membrane. Gene Ontology annotation, biological process: protein transport. The transcript has 9 exons.
GGUAGGCGUCGGCUCUCCGACAGGACACCCUCCUGCAAAGCCGGGGCCAGGCUGGGCUCAUUACGUCACAUCCGGAGUGGCCAUCUUUCUGCUAGGGCUAACGGAUUGUGCGGGUCGGUGCCCGGGGAACUGCCCGUGACCCGCCGCCGCUAUGUCAGACUUUGACAGCAACCCGUUCGCGGAUCCGGACCUGAACAACCCGUUCAAGGAUCCUUCCGUUACACAGGUGACCAGAAAUGUACCCCCCGGGCUAGAAGAGUAUAACCCUUUCUCCGAUUCCAAAACCCCUCCACCACCAAAAGUGAAAAUGCCCACCGCCGCACCUAGCACACAGCCGGCUAUAAUGAAGCCAACAGAGGAGCCCCCAGCUUACACUCAGACUGCGAAAGAACAUGUUCUAGCCCAGGCUGAGCUCCUGAAGCGCCAGGAAGAGCUGGAAAGGAAAGCAGCAGAACUGGACCGCAGGGAGCGGGAAAUUCAAAGCCUGAACCAGCCUGGAGGUAGGAGAAAUAAUUGGCCUCCCCUUCCUGCAAACUUCCCUGUCGGCCCGUGUUUCUACCAGGAUUUUUCAAUGGAUAUUCCUGUGGAAUUUCAGAAAACUGUAAAGAUUAUGUAUUACCUAUGGAUGUUCCAUACGGUCACCCUGUUUGUAAAUGUCUUUGGCUGUCUGGCCUGGUUCUGCGUUGAUGCGACUCGAGGGGUUGACUUCGGAUUGGCCAUUCUGUGGUUCUUGCUUUUCACUCCAUGCUCAUUUGUUUGCUGGUACAGACCACUUUAUGGAGCCUUCAGGAGUGACAGUUCUUUCAGGUUCUUCGUGUUCUUCUUUGUGUACAUCUGUCAGUUUGGUGUGCAUGUUCUUCAAGCUGCUGGGUUUAAAGGCUGGGGUAAUUGCGGUUGGAUUUCUGCACUAACUGCACUCAACAACAAUAUUCCAGUGGGAAUUAUGAUGAUAUUGAUCGCCGCCCUUUUCACAGCCUCUGCAGUAGUAUCACUAGCCAUGUUUAAAAAGGUGCACGGACUGUACCGGACAACAGGGGCCAGCUUUGAGAAGGCCCAGCAAGAGUUUGCUACAGGCGUGAUGUCUAACAAAACCGUGCAGACUGCUGCAGCCAAUGCAGCCACCACAGCUGCAAGCAGCGCCGCCCAGAAUGCUUUCAAGGGUAACCAGAUGUAAGGGAGCCAGGCUGCAGGCAACUGUUACCACGGUCAUCUCUCUUCAGUCAUGCUCUGUUCCUCCAGCAAUGUUUGCAACACCCCACAAAAGACUUGAAAUUGCACUUGUCAUGUGUAUUUGUCCAAUCCAGCCCAUUCAAUGCCAGUGGGCACUGGAAUGUCCCAUUCUGCAGAAGGCUCCCAAAGGCACGCAUUGGGUUUAUUGGUUGUGCAUGGUGAAAACCAAUAAUGCUGUUACUAGAUCCCCUAUACACUCCCCCCUCCCCAUCAGGUCGGCUCCUCUCGCCUCCUUUUCUUAAGAGCAGAAUGCUCUGACUCAAAUAUUGUCUCUAGAAGUCUGGUGGGUAACUUUUGUGUGACUAUGAAGUGAUUAGAUUGGAAUUGUGUUGGGUUCUCAUUUCAGAAAGUAUUUUGCUCCUGCUUUGCGCUAAAGGGCACAUUUCCUUUCCAUUGUAUGUACUUUAUUGUUAGUACCAUAUUUUAAGUAUAGAACGUUAGUUUCUAGAAGUGCGUUCCCUGUGAGAGAAGCUGGUGAACUAUCCACACAUACAUACUGUAAGUGACUGCUGCAUCUGGUUCCUAUUAUUUAGUGGCUAAAGCCCUAGAGAUACUUUAUAGCCGAUUGGUUUCUUAGAAGCACCACAUGGAAGCUACAAGACUGUUACCCAUCAGCGGUAAUACUACUGGGUUAUGUCUCCUAGAUGGUUACGUGUAUCUAGGACCAUCUAUGCUUGGUGUGGGUAUUCCCCUUGCUGUUACAGAUUUGCUGGUCACUACAGUCCGUAGUGUUAAGAAGGGAAGCUGUGUCAGUGUUCAUGCUUAAUCUCUCCAUAACCUCCUUGUGUUGUUUGUGUGUGUUUGUGAGGUCUCUGGUAUUUCAUGCAGUGCAUUGUUACCUUACUUUGUUUUUUUUUUUUUUUAUUAUUUGCGGUUUUUGUUUUUUUUAUAGUAAGCCUAUUAUAGGUACAUAACUGACUGUAUGCUUUGAAGAGGUCUUUUACAGACGGUCUGUACCGCUGAUAUUGUCUCUGCAAGUUGAAGUAUUCCUGAAAGCACGAGACCAUGUUAGAAGAGUCUUCAAUGUAAAGUUGCCCGUGUCUUAUACUUAGGUCACACAUGGCUUCUCGUUAUUAUGAACGACAGUGUUUUCAGUCACUGCGUAGCUGUAGCCCCUUAAAUAGAAGACUUGUAUCCCGCAGCUUCUGAAGCUAAAUCCGCACACUUUGGCAUCAGACAGGCAAUCCUUCAUUUAGCUGCCAGUUGUUGUGGUUUCGCUUUGUUUUUUUCUUUGGUUCUUCCAUAUCUAAAACCUGUGAUUAUAAAUUAUAAUUGGCUGUCAUAGUGUAGGUAUCAUUUUAUUUUCUGUUUUAAGGAAUGAUUGACAGCUUUGCCUAGUGAGCCCCACCUCUCCAGCCUUGUGCAUUGUGGGGAGACUAGUACUGCCAGAAAACAAAAUGGUGGAAUGAAAAAUUAAGAAAUGUAUAGGAAUUCCCUUUUUUUUUUUUUAUAUAAUUUAUUAUUAUUAUUAUUUUUGCUUUUAGUGAAACAUGGUGAUGCCUUUUUUUGUCACCAAUGAACCCUAUUUAUAUUUUUACUGUGAGAAAUCCAGUCACUAGUACAUAAAACAGCUCACCCGGGUCAAACCUAAUUGGCGGCAUCAAAGUAUUUAAUACAGUAGCUCUAUAGCUAGCUUAGCAUUGCAAAUGGGUUUUUUUUUAAAUCUUUUUACUGAAAUGUUGGAUACAUAAUUUUAACAGGCCAUGAAAAAAAGCUGGUGAUAAGUAUUUUGCAUUUCAUAGGUAUUUUUUCUUUUUUUCUUUGUGCAAAUGUAUUUAAGCCCAGUAUGCACGGAAAUUAAGGGAAUUAUUAUAGAAGGAUUGAUUUACAAAUAGAAUGUUUUGGUUCUAUAUGCGGAACAUCUGUCGUCUGUAGAGCUGUACUGCCAGAGGAGGCCACUUUCACAUCCCAUCUGUGGCAGGGGUAACAGUCUUCUAUCGGGGGACUACCAUGAGGAGAUGUAAGCCAUGAAAUGUUGAGAUUUUCAAUCUGCCACAGAGAAUUAUAAGAUUGUCCUUGGUCACUGCACAUGGUCAAACAACUAUGCAACCUAUGCAUAACAAUACAGGAUUGACUUCUACGUCACUAGUGCUGGUGCAGCCGCGUGUUCAUUCCCAGCUAACCACUUGGAUUUGUCCCCAAACUUGAAAUCUGUUUUGUUUUUUUCUCUCUUAGAACUGGCAUAAUUCAUCCAUAGAAAUCCUUUAAUGUUGGUGGAGUACGGCAGGUAUAUCACUAGGACACGAAGUGAAGAACAAUACUGUGUAGUUUACAAAUAUUGCUCAAUGUUAGUUUAUCUAGAAGCAAAUGUAGCAACUUGAUACCACCAGUUGUGCAGUUUCUUUUUAUCUCUUGUGUAUGUUUUAAUUUAUUUAAUUUCUACCAACUUUACAGCAUUGUACCGGAUCCACAAUACUGUACCUGCACAUGGCCAAUAAAACGGUAUAAGGAUAAGCGGUGCUAAUAAAACUGUUCUCACCCAAAUGUAGAUGUCCGUGUGAGAAAAUAAGCUUCUUUCCUUCUCGGAGUGCAGAUGCCCCACAGCUCAAUAAUGUAUUGCUGAUCAGUGAGGCCUCACGUAUGAUAUGUCUCUUCAUUCCAAUUGCUUAACAUAUAAAUACACAUUGAAGAAAGCGGCUGUAUUGGGAUUCAUCCCAGAGACCAGAAGCGCAUGUGGUACUUGCGCUUUUCUAUUUUAUAACGAAUCACAUGACUCAUUCCAAGGAAUUCCAUGAUGGAACACGGAGAAACUGGGUACAUACUCCUGCAUGUGAGCAUCUCCCAUACAACUUGUUCUUUAUAUGCCAUAUUUUGUUAUACAAUGAUUCGGUUACCCACUACUUGUAAGACAAUUCAAGACACUAACCAAAGUAUGGGCAAAUGAUGAUUCUUCAUGGACUGGAUAAGUUAGGAGUGGUUAAGAUGAUGAUCCUUCCCCAAAUUUUGUACCACUUCCAGGCCAUCCCCUCCGCCACAAACUUUUAAAUCUAAUCUAAACUUAAUGAUUUGGAUUUUCCUGGCUGUAUAUAGCUGUGGGUUCCAGAAACGCCUAAAUACCUACUUAAGCAGCCCUAUUCCUGACUUAUGUUGGAUAACUUUAGUCUGUAGGCCAGAUGACCUUUAAGGUACAUUGAUAUUAGUGUGUAUAUGUACAUAUACAUAUAUAUCUAAUAAAUCAGAGGCUCCGCACUCCUCAUAAUAAGGCAUGGGGAUCUAGAAGUGGCGAAAGCAGUGGAUCAGUCCCUUUUGAUUUAUCUAUUUAUUUAUUUUUAUGUUUUGAGGAUCACAUCUUCUCAUGAACCCAGUGUUAGCUCAUUAAUCCAACUUGUGUCCGGUUCUUUCCUGUCUGAUAGGCUUGGUGACUGACUCAUUUUUAAAAACCAGUGUGCGGUGAGCUUUAAGUCUUAAGUGUGAUACCAAUUACCAUGUUUAUAAUUCUGAGGGUGGAAUAGGUCUUGCAGAAGAAAAGGGGUCCCUGGGGCUUCUGUAAUAGCCUGAACUAAAUCCCCAUUAGUUAUUAUGGUGAGUGCAGAACCUAUGUGAUUUGUAUACCACAUGCACCCCAGAUCUAGGAAUGGCGAGUGCUGUGGAUCAAUGACUAUGCCUUUUACAUAAAUACACACAUACACUGUUGUGCACUAAACGGUUUUGCAUGGUGUACAUGUUGUGUAGCUGACUGUACCUCAUGUGAGGUAAAAAAAUUUAAUGGGUUAUUGUUUUCCAUUGCUUUGACUGUGACAAAAAUAUUGUUUGAUAAAUUUUGGUUUUUAGGCCUAAGAAUCGUGGUCCUGUCAUCAGCUUUUGCUGGGGAGGUUUGGUAGCUCGUUAAGCUGUAUCAACAAUGUUCAACUAAAUUUCAGUCUCUGCCACACACACACACGACAAAAGCAAACUAACUGCAGAGAGACAUGAACACCCAAACCUCACCUAACAUUGCAGUGUCCAUUGUCCAAUUGCAGGUUUAGAAGGACAUUUUGGUCUUAUGCACUAACUGUUUUAAUUCUGUAUGCAUUAAAAUGGACCGGUCAUUUACAUACAGUGGAGGUAGCCAUCUUGUCGCCUGAACUACUACUGUUAAAAUGUCAGCUUAUCAGUUUGCAGGAGGCGGUGACCUACGUGAGGCAUCUCCUCUUGUUCCCCAGUGACGUCACUAGUCCCUGGUGAAGUGGCAGGCUGGCCCAGUUCGGUGCACACAGUGGCCGCCUGCACGAUGUGUAGUGACACGUCCGCUGUAACUCUAUCGACUGUAAACACUGGAAUGCUGCACUCUCCAAUCUCUCUGCAUUGUAAAGCUUGGAGUUUUAUUUAUCUGAAGGAUGUUUGUAUAUUUUGUAAAUUACUAAUAAUACUCUCCCAUCACAGGUAAAUGAGAGAAAUCAUUGUCCUGUACAAAUGUACUCUUUCCCACUCUGUGUUGCAUGUCUGAGUAGUUCAGAUGUUUUGUAUAUUUAUUGUAUUAACACAGAGUGUCAUAGAAUAAAAUUCAUAUUUACGGA